UGAGUAAUUAAUAAAUUAUCAUACUACUCCAGCAAUACACGCCAAGCUGUUCUCACUUCUCAGUCGGAUAGCUUCACUCUUAAAAGUUAAACCCCUUCAGCCAUUUCUAUUUCUCCGCCUCUGACUUGUUUGUACCUGAAGAAAGACAAGUUAGAAAGAAAUUGGAGAGAGUAAAUCUGCCCAUUAUAAUGGUGGACUGGUGGUGGUCAGUAUUGGGGGCGGCUGUUCCAGCAGUUGUGGGAGGUCAAGCAUGGAGGAUGAAGAACAGGCGUGCAGAGGAGCAGAGAUUGAAAAGCGUAAGAGGGAGAGAGAAGAGCUCUGAUGAGAUAUUUGUUUGUGAAAGGGUGUGCACAUCUAAGAGAAUGUUAAAAAAGGUUGGGGCAUUUUCUAAAGAACCAACUCCUGAUACUUGUGUUACUGUUUGUGGAGUUUCUGAACUCGAUGCUUGUGCUGAUGCGUGUGCUCGAACUGUUUGUGUUAAUCAACACCAAGUUCCCAAUUGGAAUGAUACUUGUCUCAAGAGAUGCCAGAGUGAAUGCCUUAGGCUCUCGAGUUCUGCAUCUACGACGUCAUAGAUUUGAUGAAAUGACAUUCUGGCUGAAUUUAUGCAGAUCUGUGUUUGUACUUUUUUAGUAAUAUGAAAUGGAUUGAUUGGGAUGUCUGUUUUAAUAUAAGAGUCAGUUCGAUCAGAAGAUAUUGUGUGUAUGAAUUCUUGCCUCUGUUAUCAUUAACUUUACCCAUCAGUAUCAAUUUUCAUUAGUUAAA
Daucus carota subsp. sativus is the source of this 765-nucleotide messenger RNA. RefSeq lists its product as uncharacterized. Bases 189 to 575 code for a protein of 128 amino acids. The record is from RefSeq and is a predicted model, not a curated record. The transcript has 2 exons. Lineage: Eukaryota; Viridiplantae; Streptophyta; Magnoliopsida; Apiales; Apiaceae.